ACCACUUCUUGCCUUGAUGGUCCGCUUGCUGCCAUCUCUGCCUCCCUACCUUGCCUCCCUCCCCAAACCCACCGCUCCCGCCUUCUCCUCCUCGCUGCGGCCCCCAACCAUGUCGUCCUCCACCCCGGUCCCGGCGGCGGAGGCGUCCCGACCAAGGAAGCUGCCGGUUCUGCUGUUCGACGUCAUGGAUACCAUCGUCCGCGACCCUUUCUACCACCACAUCCCCUCCUUCUUUCAAAUGUCCAUGAAGGAACUCCUAGAAAGCAAGCAUCCAACAGCAUGGUCUGAAUUUGAGAUGGGAAUGAUUAAUGAGAGCGAGCUAGCCAAAAAGUUCUUCAAUGACGGCAGAUCUUUUGAUUUAGAAGGUCUGAAAGAUUGCAUGGUGAGAGCAUAUGAGUACGUCGAUGGUGUUGAAGACAUUCUACGCAGUUUAAAGAAAAAUAACUAUGAAAUGCACACUUUUACAAAUUAUCCUGUCUGGUACCAAUUAAUCGAGGAGAAGUUAAAGCUCUCAGAGUAUUUGUCUUGGACAUUCUGUUCUUGCCAAAUUGGGAAACGUAAACCUUCAUGUGAUUUUUAUCUUCAUGCCGUGAAUCAUCUCAGUAUUGAUCCAGGAAACUGCAUUUUCAUUGAUGACAGGAUGGUAAACAUUGAAGCAGCCCUUAGUGUAGGAAUGGUCGGUUUGCAUUUUAAAGAUGCUGAGGUCCUAAAGAAUGAUUUGUUCUCAGUGGGAGUUGAAUUGGCACCUCUUGUGCUUGAAGGUGAAACUGAAGCACAAUAAGGUUGCUUCCUGUUUCCUGUGUGCUCAUGAUUACACAAUUCAGGCGUCUAAAUGAUCCUUCUGUCUCGUUGUGAACCCUGUCCUUAAGUCAUGUUUGUACAUCAUAAAACUAUUCAUUAAGUCAUUAAGUUACUUGUAUAUACUGUAAGCAUUAGUGCGGUGCCUCCAGUGAGAGAGGUGAAGAAAAUGUCAAUGGCUUGGAGAGAUGUCAAA
Molecule: messenger RNA, 994 nt
Organism: Brachypodium distachyon (stiff brome)
Lineage: Eukaryota; Viridiplantae; Streptophyta; Magnoliopsida; Poales; Poaceae
Product: flavin mononucleotide hydrolase 1, chloroplatic
Exons: 7
Coding region: 17-781 (254 amino acids)
Source: RefSeq, a predicted model, not a curated record